AAUAUCCCAAUAUCCCAAUAUCCCCUCCCCGUUUGGUCUAGUGCGGAUGUAGAUGAUGUAAAUGGGGAGCGGGGAAGCUGGCUGGGACCUGGGGGGCGACGGGGUGGUCCAAUGAUGCAUCCUGUGACCAAAACCGAUGGCGAGAUGGUAAGUACACGAGGAGAGGAGAGGAGGCUUGGCUACCUUUAGCCGUUUUAUGGGUGCUUGGAUCUAGGUAGAAGAUAACAACCUCCUCUCUCAUCUAGCCCCUCUAGCCCUUCCCUUCUAGCCCCUCUCAUCUAGACCCUCUCAUCUAGAUUCUAGCCCCUCCCAUCUAGACCCUCAGCACCACCAGAUCACCUCACCAUAUCACCCCACCAUAUCACCUCACCAGAUCACCUCACCUCAUCACCUCACCUCAUAUCCCUCUAAACACAAAUCAUAACCCCUCCCCAUGGCCACGGCGCCAAAAACCAUCGGCCGCGGCGGCGCGGGGAAUUUCAGAUCCCCCACCGAUCAACGGCCCGCAGAGACACCUGAUACGCCAGAUACGCGCACCGUCAACCCGCAGCUCUCAUCUAUACGCAGUGGGCGCGGGGGGGCGGGGAAUAUCAAUCCCUCCUCCUCUACCCCCUCCAUCUCCGGACCCGGCGCGGUGAAAUCAGCAGAUCCGGCAGCGAUGGUAGGAGAAGCGCCCAAAUCGGCAGCGAAGGAGGUGGUGUAUGGAGGGCGCGGAGGAGCGGGGAAUUGGAAGGUCGGGAGGGAGGGGGAGGAGGAGAGGCAGAGGGUGGAGGAGGAGGGGAGGAAGAGGGAGCUUGAGGAGGCGGUGAGGUGGGAGGUGGAGGGGGGGUUGGUGAUGCCGGGACGGGUGUAUAGGGGGGUGGGGAAGAGGGAUGGCGAAGAGGAGGGGGGAUGA
Messenger RNA from Pseudogymnoascus destructans, 895 nucleotides. RefSeq lists its product as uncharacterized. The transcript has a single exon. NCBI's taxonomy places the organism in Eukaryota, Fungi, Ascomycota, Leotiomycetes, Thelebolales, Thelebolaceae. The record is from RefSeq and is a predicted model, not a curated record. Bases 434 to 895 code for a protein of 153 amino acids.